AUGCUUACCGCCACCCCGGGUCCUCUCACCCUCGCCACCAGCGAGGCGUGGAAGCCGUCGGUGUUCCGCCCACCCGCGCGGCUCAUGAGGGCGACGCCGCCAUCCAAAAAUGUGCUGACUGCCACUGCGCGGCCGUGGUACCCGCACGGCAACGCACCACGUGAGCCGGCGGCAAGAGAGCACCGGUUGGUGCCUCCGCCGGCACUCGGGCAGUCGCCGACACUGACACCGUCGCUGGAGGAUAUUGAUUUGCCCCCGGUGAGCAGCUGCAGCGCCAUAUCCCCACUGAGCACGCCUGUCAGCACCUGUUUUCACAGGUUCACACAGCCGGCAAGCGAGGAACGAGUGUACCCGAUGGACAUGUUUAUGUCGGUCCGGCACGAUGCAGCGCACACGCCCUACGGUGUACUCCACUGGGCUGUGAAGCAGUACCUACAGAUCCCAUCGCUGAAGGUGCCACGGCAUCUACAGCUUUCGUUGCACGAGGUGGUCAGCCCCAAUGACGGCGUGACGCGAGGAGCACUGGGUAGCUCCCUCAAGGGCAGAGCGCGCGCGAAGCCGGUGCGACUGACUCAUCACAAGGUGAUGUCGAUUUUAAGCCGUCUCACACCGGUAAAGUACGACGCACUUCGUGACGAGAUGAUGCUGCUCCCGUUGCGUCAGACAGAAGAUGCUGAGUUGAUGGAGAUUUGCAAGGUUGUCUUUGAGAAGGCGGUUCAGGAGCCAUCUUACAGUGGACUCUACGCGCGCCUGGUCAAUGAUAUCUGCUCUAUUAAGGAUGGUGACCGCGAUGUCGAGGCGCGUGAUCGUAACUUCUCACGUCGCUUUCGCCGGUUACUUAUUGAGUCGUGUGAGGCGCAGUUCCAGCGGCCGCUGCAGCUCUCUGCAGACGAGCUGGUUGACCGCACGACCGGCACCCCGUUGUGCGAGGAGGAGGUGGAGAUGAAGCGCGGCCGCCUGAAGGCACGCCUAGUCGGCAACAUUCGCUUUGUUGCGGAGCUCUUCAAUAUCGGACUCCUCACGGAGCGCGUCAUUGAGGAUGUGGUGCGCAUUCUUGUGCGCGACUACGACCCUGAUAUGCCUACGGCCAAGGAAGAGAGCGUCUUUGAGGUAUUUGUGACACUUGUGCGGCAUACUGGGGCGUUGCUGAAGGAGUUGCUGCCGAAUCUCCUUGCGCAGGCGUUGGGUAUCGCCAAGACAAUUGAGUUGUCGCAUCCCAAGCCAAGGGUAACGUUUCUUAUGAUGGACUUGGAUGAUCUCAAUCGGGCCAAUGGUUGGGUUUCACCGGAGAUGGUUCAGCGGCAUGUGCGGUUGCCGAAGAAUAACAAUAACACAUCUGCUUCCCCCCGAAAGGGCUCCAACGUGGUCUCACCGCUCUCUCUCUCGUCGUUCGCAGCCGUGCCGGUGGAUAAAGGCACACGAACCAGUGCACAGACCAGUGAGGUGUUCGUGUCGAAACGCCUCUGUAAUGGAAAAGAUCCGAUUGGCAACAACAAGAGCUUUGUAAGCACCAUGAACAGUAAUGGGAACAGCGUUAGCGAGGCUAAUGGGAGUCGGAACGAUUUCAGUACAAGUGCCUGCAUGAGCGGCAACAACAACACCAGCAACGCCAAUAACAAUAACAUCGAUGACAAUAAAAACAGCAACAGCAACACCAGUGAUGCUCUUAAGUCUCCUUCCCGCGCGGCUGAGCGGGUCCGACGUGGACAGCAUCAACCAUACAGCAGCCUCACCCUCACACGCAUCGUCAGCGGCAGCGAGAGCCAGUUCAGUGCCAGCUUUAAUCCUGCCAUGGACAACAGCCCCAUCACACCGGUGCGCGGUGGAUCCGACUAUGCAAUGCCAUAUUCCCCGCCACAGAUGCAUCAGGGUAGUGAGACGGGGUGCUCUGGCACCGCAAGCGAGGGACUUGGCUCGCCGUGGGCUAGCCGCGGUAAAACGCCUCUCACAGACACAAUGGUGAACAUCAAGGAGAUAACAAAACAGCUGAUGGGUCUCUUUCGAAAGGGCGAGGAAACGGCGGCCAUUAAGAUGCUUCGGGAUAUGGGUCUAAAGAAUAUGGUGGUGUGCCUCACGUGGUGGCUGCGCCUCGCGGCCACAAAUACUUCCUACUUCGAGGAUCGCAGCAAAGUGGCUUCCCUGCUCUCCUCACUGUUGCGCACAUGCAGCGGUGCAUACGACACGAAGACUGUCUUUUCGACGGAGCUUGAAUGGAUACGGUUCGACUUGGAGAAGGGCGAAUACGACAACUGUCCGCGCAUGUUUGAUAACUUUGCACAAAUGAUUCUCCAAUGCCACCUUCCGUGCAGCGAUGCACUUCCGCAUAUUGAGGUCGUGCGGAACAUGAUGCACUGUGGCCUCUUUAACGUGCUACUGCGCGAGCUGACUAUCAACGGGGGGACGGACCAGAUGGUGACGGUUGUGAAGAGCUGCUACCCUGUCAGCCAGCAACUGUUGAACAACCUGCAUGAUCCAGAGGAUGAAAGACAGAUACUUCGCAUUGCAGUGCAAAAUCGCUUCCGAUUGCUUCCCUAUCUUCUGAGCGUGAGCUCUGUCACGAACAACGCCAUGCCCGGCACGCCGUCCUCACGUCCACGGAUGACAUCAUCACCGAUGCGCAACAGCCCGCUCGGCGACUCCUUCACAGGCACGGGCCACUAUGACCCGCUGGCGCAAUGCGUCGUGUUCCCGCGCAUCUCUGACGACCCCGAAUUCGUGCUCUUCCGCAAGUUGCGGGACGAGGCUGCUGACGGUGGCGCUGCAGCGCGUUGGUGCGGCGAUGCGGUGAACUUGGCACUAAGCCCUCUCGGCAACAACUCCACUGUGUGCGAGCUAAUUGCGGUGAUGCGGGUAGUGGGUGCCCUGCUCGUUUGUUCGAGUGUGUCCUACAACAAUGGCCGCAUGCUGGCGUUGCCCAGCGAUGUGGACCACGUGGUGGGCGAGGUGCUCAGCAAGCGGCCCGGCAUUCUGCACCAGGGCGCUGUUGUGAUGGAGCUCGUCAUGUACCACACGCAGACACUCAACGACACGUGUAAGCCGUCCACUGUGGACGUGGCGCGGCUGCGGCCGCUGAAGCGUGUCUUUGAUCACUGGUGCGCGAGCGGCGUUAUCAACCGCAAAGCGGUGCUCGAUCUGCUCAGCACGCUCGAGAACGCAGCGGACGCCUUCAGCGUGUACACGGCGUACCACGACUGCGUGGCCGAUGUGCCAUGGGCGGACACACUAAAGAUGCUGAAAUCGUAG
This is a messenger RNA of Trypanosoma grayi, 3243 nucleotides long. RefSeq names its product putative eukaryotic initiation factor 4a. The record is from RefSeq and is a predicted model, not a curated record. The transcript has a single exon. Gene Ontology annotation, cellular component: eukaryotic translation initiation factor 4F complex. Lineage: Eukaryota; Euglenozoa; Kinetoplastea; Trypanosomatida; Trypanosomatidae. Bases 1 to 3243 code for a protein of 1080 amino acids. Gene Ontology annotation, molecular function: mRNA binding; protein binding; translation initiation factor activity.